Molecule: messenger RNA, 618 nt
Organism: Anisakis simplex (herring worm)
Lineage: Eukaryota; Metazoa; Nematoda; Chromadorea; Rhabditida; Anisakidae
Source: the annotation of a GenBank genome assembly
AUGAGAUGGCGAUGCAGGCGGCGGGAUUGGAGGUGGGAUUUUGUCAUUAUUUUGUCAUAUUUGUCAUUGUUUUGUCAUAUUUGUCAUUAUUUUGUCAUAUUUGUCAUUUGUCAUCAGGCGUUCUCGAAACAGUUCGAUGUGACGCAAAUUCUACGCGAGAAUCCGGACGUAUUGAAUGUGUUGGCGAAUUUUCCGUUUUUAUUCAACAAUUUCAACAGUUCGGAGAAGAUGACAGCAGAGGAGGCGGCGGAACGGAGCGCGAAGAGCAGUCCUGAUAUUAAUUUCAGGUUGUGUUUUGUUAAUUUUAGCAGUUGCCAUGACACGCAAUCAGACGACUGGUUUGUGUGUUUCAAAGGGCCGAGCGUGCUAGCGACAGCUCUUGCAGCCUCAUUAAACGUGAUCUCGAGGGGACUUAAUGAGGAUGGCUAUGAAUAUUACGAUUGCCUGAAUCGUCUCCGUUUCAAGUGUAGUUAUCGGGUGAGGAUGCGGAGAUAUGGGGAGAGUUUUGUGUGUGAGGAGUUUGGGGUGCAUAGGCAUAAGGCAGAUACUCAGGUACCGCUCUCGUCGACGGGGUUGCCGAGGUCAAUGAGGGAAAUAGUAGAUGAGUCGUUUCGCUGC